CACAGCGGCACUUUGAUGAGGAGAGAGAGAGCGAGGGGGAGAGAGAGACGGCAUCUGAUGUGUCUUUUUCUGCAUAUCACUUUGGAAAUUUGCGCUCGUGUAGUCGUGCUGAAAGCUGAGCUCACCUGCCGGGGCUGCGUGGCCGUGAGCGGCCGAGCGACUCAUUUAAUAGGAUAAUCAGACUAAUUGCCGUCUUUGCUACUGUCCUUCAUUGAUUCCGUCGACCGUUCCCCUAAUCACUGUCAUGAUUUUCUUCAUUUUCUUCUUUCCUGCUGUUUGAAAGUGACUGGCUGCAGGUGUUUUUUUGCGCUCUGAUCUGCGCCAGCGAGGACUGGCAAUAUGUAAUUUUGGGGACAGACGCUGCGUUUUUUUGGGAGAAGUGGACUAUUUCACAGCUGGAAUUCCUUCUUUUUUUUCUUUUGAAACCCCCCGUUUCUGCUUUACUCUAUAUACCAGAACAUAGUGUGAUACAUCGUGAUGGUGUGGGGCCGUCAGAACUGACAGCAGAGUGCACGCUAUCGUUUGGAAACUGCUUGUGGGACUGAUAAAAAAAUGAAAGCUCCCAUUCCUCUUCUGAUCCUGCUUCAUGCUGUUGUGGUCCAUUGCCUGAAAGUGGUGUCAAAGAGAGGCUCAGUGGAAGGCUGCACAGAUUGGUCAGUGGACUACCUGAAAUACAAAGUGCUUCUGGGGGAACCUGUACGGAUUAAGUGCGCUUUAUUCUACGGAUAUAUCCGGGCCAACUACACCCAUGCGCAGAGCACGGGACUUAGCCUGAUGUGGUACAAAAGCGCUGGCCAUGGGGACUUCGAGGAACCAAUCAGUUUUGAUGGCACAAGGAUGAGCAAAGAAGAGGACGCCAUAUGGUUCCGACCAGCAGAGUUGGACGAUGUGGGAUACUAUUCCUGUGUAUUAAGGAACUCCACAUACUGCAUGAAGGUGUCCAUGUCUCUCACGGUGGCAGAAAAUGACACGGACCUCUGCUACAACUCCAAAAUGAGGUUCUUUGAGAAGGCGGAACUAAGCAAAAGCAAAGACAUCCUCUGCCCGGGCAUUGAGGAUUAUAUACAGCCAGGAGUGGAGCCUGAAAUUGUGUGGUACAAGGAAUGCAAGCCAAAGCAGUGGAGACAAACCAUAGAACGGAGGAGGGACACACUGUCCAUCAAGGAAGUACGGGAAGAUGACAUUGGGAAUUACACCUGUGAACUGCCGUUUGGGAACUUCGUGGUACGAAGGACGACUGAGCUGUCAGUCACAGCUCCCCUGACAGACAAGCCGCCAAAAAUCCUUUUCCCUUCAGAGAGCCAAAUGAGCAUCAUAGAGAUGGCAAUAGGUAGUCCUGUCAACCUGACAUGCAGAGCGUUCUUUGGAUACAGCGGAGACGUCAGUCCACUAAUCUACUGGAUGAAGGGGGAGAAGUUUAUUGAAGAUCUGGAUGAGGAGCGGGUUCAAGAGAGCGAGAUCAAGACAAUCCGGGAGCACCUGGGCGAGCAGGAGGUCUCCAUCUCUCUGACCAUCGACUCUCUGGAGGAGAGCGAUCUGGGCAAUUACUCCUGCUACGUGGAGAACGGCAACGGGCGACGACAGGCCAACAUCCAGCUCACCAAGAAAGCCGAGCUGAUGUACACGGUGGAGUUGGCCGGCGGUCUGGGAGCGAUCCUGAUGCUGCUGAUCUGCCUGGUGACGCUGUACAAGUGCUACAGAAUCGAGCUCAUGCUCUUCUACCGGAACCACUUUGGCAGCGAGGAUAUAGAUGGAGAUAACAAGGACUAUGAUGCUUACUUGUCCUACACCAAAGUGGACCCGGACCAGUGGAGCCAGGAGACCCGGGAGGAGGAGCGUUUUGCCCUGGAGAUCCUCCCCGACGUGCUGGAGAAGCAUUAUGGGUAUAAACUCUUCAUUCCAGACAGGGAUUUGAUCCCCACAGGAAGUUUCACCAAUGAUCAUUUCCAGGAUGACACAAGACUACUUAGAGCCUACAUCGAGGACGUGGCGCGCUGCGUGGACCAGAGCAAGCGCCUCAUCAUCGUCAUGACGCCCAGCUAUGUGGUGCGGAGGGGGUGGAGCAUCUUUGAGCUGGAGACGCGGCUGCGCAACAUGCUGGUGACCGGCGAGAUCAAAGUCAUCCUGAUCGAGUGCGCCGAGCUGCGCGGCAUCAUGAACUACCAGGAGGUGGAGGCCCUCAAACACACCAUCAAGAUGCUGACGGUCAUCAAGUGGCGCGGCUCGUCCAGCAACAAGCUCAACUCCAAGUUCUGGAAGCAGCUGCUCUACGAGAUGCCCUUUAAGCGAAUGGAGCCCCUGAGCAUCUCCCACGAGCAGGUGCUGGACGUCAGCGAGCAGGGCCCCUUCGGCGAGCUCCAGACCGUCUCGGCCAUCUCCAUGGCAGCGGCCACCUCCACCGCCAUGGCGACGGCACACCCGGACUUGCGCUCGACCUUUCACAACUCUUGCCACACCCAGAUGAGGCAGAAACACUAUUACCGUAGCUACGACUACGACCUGCCGCCCGGCGGCACGCUCCCGCCGCUCUCCUCGCUAGGCAACCAGCACACCUACUGCAACAUCCCCAUGACACUCAUCAACGGACAGCGGCCGCAGUCCAAGUCACCGCGCCAGCAGAGUCUGGAGGAAGGCCACGGCAACAACGCCAUGCUGCCGCUGCUUCCCAGAGAGACCAGUAUAUCCAGUGUCAUCUGGUGACAGAGACGGUGCAGGGUGGGGUAAGACUGUGGAUCUAAACAAUGUCCGACACAGGGAGGACUCACCAAUUGGCACCUGGACCCUGAACGCACCGGAUGGACCGGAAUGACACUAAGCUACUUGCUGCUGUUGAAUUUGCACCAGAUAAAAACAAAAGCCGGGGGGGAGGAUGGGGCAGGCAGGAUGGGGCAUCACUGGACAAACUGGAGCUGGAGAAGGUGGUGGCAGAUAUUUUUUUUGUUUUGUUUUGUUUUUGGUCCAAUAAGAGCUUUUAUUGAAACUGAACCACAAAAAGUUCUACUGAACAACAAAAAAAAGAAGCAAGGAGAACUUUUUUGUAUGCCUGUAUAAACACUCACGUAACACAAGCCAACACCUAUGAUAAUUUACCCAGAGAGUCAAGGAAUACAGGGUCCUGUACAUACGUUUUUCUAAUUCUUUGUAGCAACAGUGUUUGGGACUUGUUUCUUCUUUAUGUUUUAUCAUCACCUGGGACUUUUUUUUUUUUUAAUUUCUUUUUGUUUCAGUUUGUACAAAAGUGAAGCAAUGGCCUGUGAGAUGUGUUGGUUAAACCGUUGUUACCUUUAUCUUUAUUUCUUGGCUGGUGUAGUUUAUAAAGCUUUUGGGGUUUUUCUCGGGGGGGUGGGAGGGGUCAAAAAGCCUUCAGGAGACGCGUAAGGUUUGAGAUUUGAGUUUUCCACUGACUGCUGUAAAGGGUUGAGGAUCUGGGCUCAACCAGAAUAUGCAAAACUUGAAGGCCAGAGAGCGGAGGAAAAGACGGGUUUUCACCCAAAUCGACGGAACGCUUUCAGAAAAUUCUGUGAAGGGGGAAAUGAAGAAUAUGGUGCUAGGCUUCACAUCUCUCUGUUUCUCUCACGAUAACAUUUACUUUUUAAAAAAACAGCCUUGCUAUUUACCUUAACAGAUGAUUAUAUCACUGAAAAAGUAAUUAUGUGUAUUAUUUUAUGAAAAAAGAAAAGUCUAUUUUUGUAACUGAGGGAUAUUUGCUUAGAGAAGUUAUACCUAUAAAGUUUGUGAUAGAAGGAUUCGGGUAAAAAAAAAACAACAAUGUUUUGUUAUGUGGAACUGCAUAGCUCACAAAAAUCGAUAGGUCAUUCACUAAAUGUCUUAUAGUGCAAGAGAAAAAAAGUCUGUUUUCGUCAUUUAAAAAAGGGGCGUUUUUUGACAUUUCAACCACACUGAUUGCAGCUCAGCAGGCUUUUUCUUUUUUGUAUUUCUUGUUGAUUUCACAGCCACUACAGCGAUUCACAGUCGAGGACGGAGCUCUCCGUGAUGUCAGUGCGGAUGGAAGAGAAAGCCAUGGCAUCCAUCGAAGCAUUAAGUCUACCUGGUUUCCUCUGUAGGACCAAACAAGGCUGUCCAGGGCUACAAAAAACACCUUCUCUCAGUCGUUCAUUUUCUUCUUAAAUGACAGCUCUGUUAAUUGUUUGCCAUUUCCCUCUUGUUGAGUUGCUCUCUCAGAUAAAUAAAAUAGGGCUUUCACAUCACGGUCGGGUAUGUAAGAAGAUGACGAUGAAGAAGAGUUUCAUUCCAAAACGAGUCAACCUGUGAUUGUUUAGUUAUUAAUAUAAAAGUAACAUUUAGAGAAUUAUAUCGUUGCCCUACUGACCAAUAAUCAACAUGAGGUGUAUUUUCUUCAAAGCCUUUUAGAAUGAAACCCUUCCAAAUAUGCUAAAGAGUGACGAGAAUGUUGUUAGAAAUGCAAAUUAAAUCCUGGUGUAUAUGUAACUACAACAGACAUGCUACUUUAGACCAAAGCAAGCUAAAGUAAACCAUUUACGAAAUGGUCUUUCUUUUUCCCCCCAUCGUGAUUCAUCCAAAUAAGAGCUAUUCUCACAGAUCCUCCUGCAGCUGUGCCAAGUCAUUUGGGUUUUUUUUUGUUUUCGAGAAACUAACCUCAUACUAAAAAUACCUGCAACAUCUCAUAGAUGUUUCAUUUAGUGCCAUAAAAUAUGCAAAGUGUUGAACGUGUAAACAAUAAAUGACAACUUGUGUUUCUUCCCCCACCCUUUUUAUCUCCUUCAAAUCUUCGUUUUAACUCUACUUUCGGUGAAUAUUUCAAACCGGGCCUGGAUUUUUUGGGGGAAUUCAGUGUUAUUGGAGAUUUUUCAAAUAGAUCAUUUAAACCAGGCCUAUAUUUAUCCACCACCACCACCACCCCCCCCCCCCCCCCGUAUGAAAAGUAACAUGGAUUAAGAGCACCAUCAGUUUGCUGUGCUCUUUGAUAAGGCAUUGUGUAAAUAUAAUCAAGACAAUAACAUGAUUAAGAUGAAGACAAUCGAGCCAUAUUCAUGAAACCAGUGGUCAUUAAUCACAAGGCCUCUCAAAGCAGAAAUCCUAAUCCUGACUGGAGGUUUCAAACGCGAGGAAUCGAUGAGAUUUCGACAGGAGUCCUGCUGCUUUGGGAGGCUCUGUGAAUACAAACGUUUUCUAAGCAGAACGACACACACACUUUUGUUUCAUGACGACUUUCUGGCGACGUGGCUUUGAUGGGAAAGGUGAUAACGAUUGAUGAGUAACAAUGACAAUAUAUAGCACAGAAUUAUUCAAGGCACUUUCACGACUCUUGAGACGACGUCUCUCCUGUUUUCUGAUUUAUUUUCUAUUAUGUAUCUGCAAUGUUCAUUAAAAGAGAUACUGUUAUUAUUAAUAAAACCACAUUAAUGGUAA
Molecule: messenger RNA, 5391 nt
Organism: Amphiprion ocellaris (clown anemonefish)
Lineage: Eukaryota; Metazoa; Chordata; Actinopteri; Pomacentridae
Gene: il1rapl1b
Product: interleukin 1 receptor accessory protein-like 1b
Exons: 12
Coding region: 553-2700 (715 amino acids)
Biological process (GO): negative regulation of exocytosis; signal transduction
Molecular function (GO): interleukin-1 receptor activity
Source: RefSeq, a predicted model, not a curated record